UACUUUUAUUGUUAUUAAUAAGUUGUUUGUUAAAUACAACAGUUACAAUGAAAUACGCAUUAGUUUUUGUGUUUGCAUUUGUGGUGCUAGCAUGCGCCGAUGACCCCCUGGAAACAUUCAAAAAGCAAUUGAUCGAUCGUAUCGAUGCCCUGGAGAAAUUAAUUGCCGCUGAUGUCAAGCACUAUGAAAACACAAAAGCAGCAGGCUCAGGCGAGUUUCAGGACCUUAAGUCGGCACCCGAGACCUUGGAACAGUACCGUGCUGAUAUCACCAAGUACACGCGCAAGGACGAUUUGCUAGUGUACGUGGACCACAUGAACUACAUGGAAAAGUGGGAGACCGAGACCGUGCAACGUCUCGAGAAAAUCAUACACCCACCUACCUUGACAAAUUAAAUUAAGCAAUCAAUGCCAAAGUCAAUUGAUUAAUUUAAAUUGAUUAAAAUUUUCAGGAUUUAAAGUUUAAAGCUUCUAAACAUUUUGAUUAAAUAUAUUUUUGAUAAUUUGUUUAUGAAAUAUUACUGUAUUAAACAUUUAAUGAUUUUAAAUAAAUAAUUCAUAUCCAAACAACAUUAUAAUAA
Molecule: messenger RNA, 580 nt
Organism: Oppiella nova
Lineage: Eukaryota; Metazoa; Arthropoda; Arachnida; Sarcoptiformes; Oppiidae
Source: the annotation of a GenBank genome assembly